AUGGAAGCGGAUAACCAUCUGACGGGCCUGCAGUCCCUACCUGUUGAGAUCCUGCGCUGCGUCAUCCGCCUUGUGGACCCCAUUGGCGUCAUGUCGCUUGCGCAGGCAAACUCCUACUUCCGAAGGAUCAUCGACCCAGGCAAAAUAGAGCUUGGAGAACGGCUGCUCCAGUUAGAAACCAGACCUGAAUACGGGGGCAGGUUGUCCUUGCCUGGCGCCGGAGGGACUCAGUCUCCCACCCGGAGAGGAAGCUCUCCGCGGGACAUUGACCUGGUAGGCAGGCGAUGGGCUUGCGUGGGAUGUAUGAGGCUUCUCUCACACAUCAACUUUGACAACCACUCUCUGCUCAAGCUUAGGUACCGCAAGCCCAUCCCUGGGACUCCUGCUCAUAGCCCCAUCACAUCAUGGGACUUGCCCCGAUACCCCUCACGGGCCAGGCCUCGUAGACCCAAAUCUAACAAGGGCCGCGAUGAUCAGACAGCCACCGACACGUCAGGGCUCAAUCUAGACGACGAUGAUGAUGGCGGCUGGGAAAGUGAUCUGCAGGAAGCGACUAGAGUUCUCAAUCUAUCCGAAGACCUCCAGAAGAAGCGAGAGCUGGUGCGUUGGGGCGACAAGCGCCAUCUUCGCCGAUGCAACGAGUGCCGCUUCCAAAUGGGCCACAUUGGCCGUAGGCGAAACCCCCUUACCGGAUCCAUGACAACUCCCAUACAAAUGAGCCGGAGAGUUUUGUUCGCCGAUGCCAUUGAGCGAUAUUUCCCAGGCUACCUGGACACGUUGGGCAAGGAACGGCCACUUCCCGCGCCGCCCGUGCUGCGAUGGUUAAAUCCCGCUCGAACCGACUACAGUUGGACCAUGUGCAUGCUCCGAUGCCCCGGCUGUGCACUUUGGCAAGAAUGGCGGGAUUUUAUCUUUGCCAACAGCGUCCUGAACUUGCCUGGCGUAGAUUAUCCACUCAACCUACCUGAGAUCCAGGCCCAACUCUCUUCGGAGCUCACCCUCUGUAACCAUUGUACGGCGGAGAGGCGGGGCCGAGACACUCUAGGGCGGCGUCUCAUCACGGGCUUGCGCUUUCACCUUUCUCAGAAAAUCAUCUACAUGGUCCAGAAAAUUGAACGCGGGUUUUUCUUGAUGCGCAUGUCCCUCGGCAAUGGGCAGCCUUACCGCACUCUCAGUGGAGAGGAUAAAGCUGAGCUGAGAAAUUGUCUCAAGGGCGUGUUCCGCGGACCAGGUACACCUCUACAGUCUGACGCAGAGAGGAUGGGAAUCCUGAGAGAGCGAUUCGCUCAGCUAACGGAGUUCUUCCAUCGGCUGCUUGAUGAGUAUGAUCUUGAGGCGCAACUGAGCGACUUCACUAUGUGGCAUGAGCUCCAACUGUGGAUGGAGCAUUACCAUAACUAUGAGAGAAUGUUGUACUGGGCCAAGGAUAUUCUGGAUGGUGAUGUGUUGAACUCUGAUAGCAUCGUUGAUUGGGCCUUGGCUCGAGAUGGGGCUUCUCUGAGUUGA
This is a messenger RNA of Clonostachys solani, 1506 nucleotides long. The record is from the annotation of a GenBank genome assembly. NCBI's taxonomy places the organism in Eukaryota, Fungi, Ascomycota, Sordariomycetes, Hypocreales, Bionectriaceae.